Zonotrichia leucophrys gambelii is the source of this 2304-nucleotide messenger RNA. It is a transcript of the gene OTOP2, whose product is annotated as otopetrin 2. Gene Ontology annotation, cellular component: membrane. Gene Ontology annotation, biological process: proton transmembrane transport. Gene Ontology annotation, molecular function: proton channel activity. Lineage: Eukaryota; Metazoa; Chordata; Aves; Passeriformes; Passerellidae. The record is from RefSeq and is a predicted model, not a curated record. The transcript has 8 exons. Bases 317 to 2104 code for a protein of 595 amino acids.
GCCGUGCCCCUGAGGGGCCGCUCGCCCCCCGCCGCAGCCCCCAACGCCCCCGGCGCAGCCAGAAGGCGGUGAUGGAGCAAGCUUCCCCAAAAUCAGCUAUUGCACAAAAUGGAUCACAUGAGUUUCUCUGAGAAGCCCACAAAGCCCUGCUGUCAGCUCCAGAUAUGGUAUAAAUCACAGAGACGUCCCAACAGGUAUAAAUUCUUCAACUGACCAAGCUGCAGCAACAGGGAAACUUCUCAGCCUGGCAGGAACAGAGAUUUGGAUCCCAGGCAGCAAAACAGCUCUGACCCUCAGGCAGAGCCUUGGCUGAGCCAUGACCGAGGAGCCCGGGCAGAAGGACAGCGAGCUCGGACACCUCCCCUGCAGCAUGGGCUGCGGGCACAAGGACGACAAAGCCGGCCUGGCUUUGAGCCAGAGCGCGUCCUUCAGCCACCAGCCGCCCUCCACUCCUGCCUCCAAGGAAGUGUGGAAGAAGGGUGGCCGCAUGUUCUCCAUCCUGCUGGCCGUGCACCUGGCCCUGCUGGCCUGCACGCUGGUGAGCAGCGGCGCUUUCGAGAAGAUCGCCGUGCACGACUACGACGUCUUCUUCCUGCUGACAGUCAUGAUGCUGAUUGUCAUCAUCUGGAUCAUCUUCUACCUCGCCGGCACCUCCCGGUGCCCCGGUGCCAUCCUGGGCAAGGACUCCCACGCCGGGCCCAUCUGGCUGAGAGGAGGCCUGAUCCUAUUUGCCAUUUUCAGCCUUGUCAUGGAUGUGUUCAAAAUAGGAUAUUACUCGAGCUUCUACAGCUGCCUGUCUGCAAUCAAAAUCAUCUACCCCAUUGUGCAGGCAAUAUUUGUGGUGGUCCAGACAUAUUUCCUGUGGGUCUCUGCCAAAGACUGCAUCCACGUGCACCUGAACGUUACCAGAUGUGGCUUGAUGCUGACGCUGACUACAAACCUGGCUGUGUGGAUGUCAGCAGUGACAGAUGAGUCUGUCCACAAGGCACAUUCAAAGCUGAAGAAAAACAUGACAGAGGAAAUCUUCAGGUGGCUCCUGAAAGUGGGAAUGAGAAGCAGCUCAGUUGAAGAAUGCAAUUGCAACAGCCAAAUCUGCCAGAUCUUCAAAAAUGGCUACUUUUGGCUGUACCCUUUUAACAUUGAGUACAGUCUCUUUGCCUCUGCCAUGGUCUAUGUCAUGUGGAAGAACGUUGGACGCUUCAUAGACCACCACUCCCACCACAUUCAGCGCCUGAAGUUCAGGCUCUUCCGAAGGACCUUCUUUGUAGGCAUCAUGUUGGGCCUCAUCAUCCUCGUGAGUGGUUUGGGAGUCCUCAUCCUGUACGAGGUGCAGGUAAAUUCCAGCACUGAAUCCAGCAAGAAGAGCCAAGCACUCACCAUGUACUACAUCUUCAACAUUGUUUGUCUGAGCCUGAUGUCUCUUGUCUGCAUCGGCGGCUCCGUCAUCUACCGGUUUGACAAGAGGGACAUGGACCGGCACAAGAACCCCACCAGGACCCUGGAUGUGGCCCUGCUCAUGGGGGCAGCCUUGGGGCAAUAUGCCAUUUCCUACUACUCCAUUGUGGCCAUCGUGGCCAGCACGCCAAGGGACACUAUCAGCGCACUCAACCUCACCUACGCCCUCCUCAUGAUCGCCCAGCACACCUUCCAGAACGUCUUCAUCAUCGAGGGCCUCCACCGGCAGCCCCCCAAGGAGGACUGCAAGCACGAGUCUCACCAGAAGGACCUCUACGGGCUCACCUUUGUGAACAUCAACGCCGUGUCCCUGCGGGUGCCCGACACUGGCACCACCUUGGCUGCCAGCGCAGCAGCUGGCACGGAAGCCAUGCACGCUUCUGACCUCAUCAGGUCCCUCACUGCCCCCAAGAAGAUGAACUGGAGGAGGAAGUUCUUGAGGGAGAUCUCCAUGUUCCUGCUGCUGAGCAAUAUCAUACUCUGGAUCAUGCCAGCGUUCGGUGCCCGGCCCCAGUUUGACAAUGACACAGAACUGAACUUCUAUGGCGAUUCCAUGUGGCCGGCCAUCGUGGACAUUUGCCUGCCCUUUGGCAUCUUCUACCGAAUGCACGCCGUGGCCAGCUUGCUGGAGGUCUACAUCAUGUCCUAAAGAGCUCCCUCGCAAGGAAGAUGAGAUCCUCCUCAAGCAAUCCACCUUCUUCCUGCCCCAGGGCUGGGAGCUGCCCAGAUGUCCCCAGGGGUCCCCAACACUGCCUGAAUCGUGUCCCCUUGCAGUGUUGGGGCAUUUAUGAACUGUCAGUGAAGAUGAUCCAAACAUAGUCCAGAUUUUAUUUUUGCUACUUGUGUGUG